AUGAAGUCGCAAGACGCCGACUUUCGUUUCAUGGCACUCAACGACCUCAUCACAGAACUCUCCAAGGACAACUAUAUCCAAAUGGACGACACCACCGAAAACAACACGCUCCGUCAGGUCCUCUCCCUCAUGAAGGACUCCAACACCGAAGUCAAGAAUAUGGUCGUUCGUGCCCUGGCCAUCCUCGUUCCCCGUCUUCGCGAAAAGAAUAUGCAGCACGUCAUUGACACGCUCAUCGAUUACAUCUCAUCCAACAACGACGAACUUAGAGACAUUGCUGCCCUCGCACUCAAGACAGUCACCGCUCAGAUGCCAACCCGCUCCUCGUACGCCAGCACCGCACUCAACAAGCUCGCACCCAAGCUGCUCAAUCAUGUGGCCGACGCAUCCGCCUCGCAAGAACUGCUCAUCGACUCGCUCGACAUCCUUGCAGAGCUCAUCAGCAAGUUUGCGGCGUCCGUUACCGCAGCCGUGCCUCUUCAAAAUGCCCUGCUAAAGUCCGUUGUGCCUGCUAUGCGUCAUUCACGUCCCGCCGUUCGCAAGCGCGCCCUCGCCGUCCUCGGCGCUCUCGGCUCGUGUGCCACCUCCGAUGUUUUCACACAGCUCUCCGUCCAGCUCAGUUCCGACCUCGCGCCGAAGAACACCGUAGACACACGCAAGACGGCAGUACAGCUCAUCGGCAUCUUUGCACGCACCUGUCCACGAAGGCUUGGUCGCCGCCUUCCCGAAUUCAUGCCCGCCGUCAUCCAGACUGCCAAGCACGAAGACGACGAGCUGCGCGAGACUUGCCUCCAGUCCAUCGAGCUCAUCCUUCUUCGCUGUCCCGCUGAGGUGACUCCUUUCGUGAAUGCGUCCAUCGAUCUUGCCGUCACCCUCAUCAAACAUGACCCCAAUUAUGCCGGCUUUGACGACGAUGAAGAGAUGCGCGACGCCGACGACGACUUCGGCGAUCAAGAUGACGACGAUGACGAUCUUAUCGACGACGAUUACUCCGACGAUGACGACAUGUCUUGGAAGGUGCGACGAGCAUCAGCCAAGGUGCUCAACGCAGCGCUCACCAGUAGACCCGAGUUGCUGGCUCAGAAUGUCGGCAGCGUGGCCCCGGUGCUAGUCGCGCGCUUUUCCGAACGUGAAGAAAGCGUACGUCUCGAGAUCCUCGACACCUUCCUCGCGCUGCUCAAGCAGAUGCAGCUCUACGCCGGCGGUCCUCAAGCGACCGAGGUCAUCGGUUCCGGCUCGGCCUCGUCCGCGAGCCAGGCUGCUGCCAUCGCUGCUGCUGGCGUGCUCAAGCGCAAACGCACCGAAGCCGACGCUGAUGGUGUCGAAGGCUCUCCGCUCAGCCAGCUCCUUGCUCUUGUACCCGCCAUCGCCAAGGCCCUCAACCGCGAGAUCAUCUCCAAGUCCAUCCCAACACGGCACAAGAGCUUCGUCGUCCUGCGCGAACUCGUCGUCGUUCUGCACGGAGGUCUCGAAGCCCACAUCAGCUCCAUUCUCGCACACACUGAAAAGGCACUCAAGGGCGCAGAGUCGGCCGCUUCGGGAGGAUCCAGCUUGAAGGCCGAUGUGCUGGGAUUCUUCCGCGUUCUGUUCCUGACACACGCUCCGAAGAGCUUCGACGACCAGCUGCCGGGUCUCGUGCCCAUCCUUGCAGCUUCCAUCGAGGACAAGCUUCAUCGGAGCUGCAUCGAAGCGUUUCUGACAUGCUCGCAGCUCGUUUCCGUGCUUCGGCCGCUGGGCGCGACUGCUGCGGGUGCGAACGGCGCCCGUCCUGGUCAGUACAAGCCGUAUUUGCUGCAGAUCUACUCUGCUACGGUGAGCAGGCUCAAUCGCCUCGAUUCGGACCAGGAGAUCAAGGAGCGUGGUGUUACUUGUCUCGGCGUCUUGCUCGCUCACGCCGGUGACGAUCUCGCCGAAAAGCACGGCGAGUGCUUCGACCUUCUCACCGCUCGCCUGACCAACGAGGUGACGCGAUUUGUUACGGUCAAGGUCAUUGCUCAGAUCGCCGCUUCUCCCGUCUGCGCGGGACCGGCAUUCGACGCAUUCCUCCAGAGCUCGAUCGCGGAAGUCGCGACGCUUUUGCGCAAGUCCAACCGUCAGCUGCGGCUCGCGGCGUUCGACUGUCUUGCGGCUGCUCUGUCGCGCUCAUCGACGAGGCUGGAUACGGCUUCGUCCAACUCGAUCUUGGCGGAAGUGCAGCCGUUAAUCAACACGGACAUGGACAUGAACCUCCUCCCGCACAUCCUGCGCAGCGUCAACCUGAUUCUGCUCAACGAUCCGGCGACGAGGGAGUCGGUGCGUGUGUCGGUGCUUCCGCAGAUCUACUCCGUGCUCAGACUGCCCAUUGCACAAGGCCCGGCGAUGGAGUCGUUGCUGGAGUUCUUGCGGCUGUACGUCGGCGCUGAACCGGCUUCAGCGCCCAACACGGUUGACGAGCUGCUUGCAGCGCUCGAUGCCGCCAAGGGCUCUGUCAGCGGUACGCAUCUGUAUACGACGGUUUCGCGCUGCAUCGGAGCCGUUUGCACCGUGUCGGAGGUGGCCAGUGCCAAUGUUGCCUCCAAGGCCACCGCGACGCUUGAGAGCGGAAGCGCCAAGGAUACGGAUGUGUACUUUGCACUGCUCUUGCUCGGCGAGCUGGGACGGUUCAACGACUUCUCCACGCAUGCCGGGUUGCUCGACCGCGUUCUGCGCUUCUACGCGGCCGACUCGGAGGAGGUCAAAAUGGCCGCUGCUUUCGCCGUGGGCAACAUGGCUGUGGGAGCGCUGGCGGUGUUCCUGCCGGCGAUCGAGCAGCACGUUCGCGCACCUUCGGACGACAAGGCGUCGAGCCAGAAAUUCUUGUCGUUGCACGCGCUCAAGGAGCUCAUCACGCACGGGUCGAGUGAGCAGCUGGCGGUCGUGGCGGAGCAGGUGUGGCCGGUGCUGUUCGAGGCGUGCGAGACGAAGGAGGAGGGUGUGCGGUCGAUCGGUGCAGAGUGUCUGGCGAGGCUGACGCUGAGCGAGCCGGGCAAGUUCCUGCCGCUGUUGCAGGAGAGGCUGCGUUCGCCGUCGGUGUCGGUGAGGGCGACGGUGUUGGCGGCGAUCCGGUUUACGCUUUCGACCGAGUCGUCGGCGGCGUACGACGAGCUGCUGGCGCCCGUGUUGGUGGAUUUCCUGGCUCUGCUGAGCGAUGCCGAGCUCGAGGUGAGGCGCAAUGCGACGUUUGCGCUCAACUCUGCCGCGCACAACAAACCCUACCUGAUCCGCGAUCACCUUCCGACGCUGCUGCCGUUGCUGUACUCCGAGACGCACGUGCGCACCGAGCUGCUGCGAAAAGUGUCCAUGGGACCGUUCCAGAUCGUCACGGACGACGGGCUGGAUCUGCGCAAGAACGCGUACGAGACCAUGUACCAGCUGCUGGACUCGCUGUGGUCGCGGUUGAACCUCGGCGAGUAUCUGGAUCGCGUGAUCGCCGGUCUGUCGGAUUCGGACGAUGGGAUCAAGACGUUGUGCUAUCUGAUGGUGAUCAAGCUGGUCGAGCUGCGCGAGGUGGGGGUGAGGGCGGUGUUGGGGGGUAGGUUGGAGGAGUUGGCCGAGCCGGUGGGGGGUACGUUGAGGAGCAAGUUGAAGGAGACGGCGACCAAGCAGGAGAUUGAGAAGCAGGCCGAGUUGCAGCGGUUCAUCUACAAGAUGCUGGUGGUGGUGAGUAGGGAGUUGGAGGGGGUGGUGGGUGGGGGAGCGACGCCGAAGUUUGCCGGGGUGGUGGGCGAGGCAAAGAGUGGUGCCGGGCACGGGCAGGGGACGUUGUGGAGGGAGGUUGAGGCGCAGCUGGCGUCUACGGCGUAG
Messenger RNA from Pseudozyma hubeiensis SY62, 3822 nucleotides. RefSeq names its product HEAT repeat containing protein. The record is from RefSeq and is a predicted model, not a curated record. The coding region runs from base 1 to 3822 and encodes 1273 amino acids. Gene Ontology annotation, cellular component: nucleus. Gene Ontology annotation, biological process: protein ubiquitination; SCF complex assembly. Lineage: Eukaryota; Fungi; Basidiomycota; Ustilaginomycetes; Ustilaginales; Ustilaginaceae. The transcript has a single exon.